Molecule: messenger RNA, 453 nt
Organism: Hydra vulgaris (swiftwater hydra)
Lineage: Eukaryota; Metazoa; Cnidaria; Hydrozoa; Anthoathecata; Hydridae
Product: THAP domain-containing protein 1-like
Source: RefSeq, a predicted model, not a curated record
AUGAAAAACGACAACAGAGCAUUUCAUAAAUUUUCAAUUAAUAAUAGAGAGCACUUUAAAAAGUGGAUUGUUGCUAUAAAACGUGAAACAUUUAUUCCUACUGAGCACAGCCGCAUAUGUAGUGAUCACUUUUUACUUUCAAAUUACAAUAUACCUGAUUUUAAUAACAUACCUAAAUUAAAACCUUUUGCUGUGCCAUCUAUUUUUAUUGACUCCAAACCAAAACACAAAAGAAAGUUUAAUUCUAUAUCGCCACAAACAAAUAAAAAGAGACUCGUUAAAAAAGUUUCAGAAACAGGCAGUCACCAUCACAUCGAUUUCCAAUCGCAAAUAUGUGAUAACAAUAAUGUUGCCGCUAAUAGAAACGAAAUUUAUGUUAAUAGUGUUAUUUCAGAAACAACAGAGAGUAUUGAUUGCCAGAUGGAUAUAAAUAGUACCUUAAAUACGAAAUAA